This is a messenger RNA of Perca fluviatilis (European perch), 1604 nucleotides long. RefSeq names its product 4-hydroxyphenylpyruvate dioxygenase-like (gene hpdl). Lineage: Eukaryota; Metazoa; Chordata; Actinopteri; Perciformes; Percidae. Gene Ontology annotation, biological process: aromatic amino acid metabolic process. Bases 30 to 1316 code for a protein of 428 amino acids. The record is from RefSeq and is a predicted model, not a curated record. The transcript is spliced from 5 exons. Gene Ontology annotation, molecular function: 4-hydroxyphenylpyruvate dioxygenase activity.
CGUCUCCUUUAAAAACGUCACGUCGCAACAUGGCAGCUUUAUUGACUCGGUUACACCACAUUUCGCUCCACGUUUCUAAUGCGGAGAAAAUAGCUAACGACCUUGUCUCUAAAUUCAAGUUUAGUUUGUUUGCCACCAGACUAACCGACAGGUUCAGGCAGCUGGCUUUUAGAAAAGGAGCGGCUGUUUUCAUUGUGAAUGAGAGACCAAAAGAGAGUAGUGUGGGACUGAAUGAAGAGCCACGCCGGGUCAGCGUGGGGAAAUACAACCAGGAUCAUUCUGCUAAAUGUCUUUACGAUGCCAGCCUACCUUACCCGGUGGAUACUGUAAGCAACGUGUGUUUCGAGGUGGAUGAUGUGGAAAGGUCAUUUAGGACUCUUCGCCAUAAGGGAUGCAAUUUCCUCGUGCCGCCCACGACAGUUCAGGACGAGCGUGGUCUCGUCACAUACUCUGUGGUUAAAUCUAUCGUGGGAAAUGUGUGCCACACGCUAAUUGACAGGACCAACUAUAAUGGAAGCUUCUUGCCUGGAUUUGAUGUCAUUGAAAAGGACUGCGGCUUGCCAGCAGAGGACAUGUCUUGUCCAAUCACACAUUUUGAUCACAUAACUUAUGUCUGUCCCAGGAAAACCACCCACCAGGUCAUGAGGUGGUAUGAGAAGCUCUUUGGUUUUCAGAGGUUUUUCAUUGAUAGUGAUGAAGAUGUGGACGAAGGUUUUGUCAUAAAGCAGAAUGGCAUUGGACUUCGCCUUACUGCCAUGGAGUACUGGAAAUGCAGCAAAGCAGGCCUCAUUCUCUCAGCCGUGGACAAAAAAGUGCCCGACUGCAAGUUUGUCAUUGCUGAAUCACUGCCUAAACAAGGCAGGAAUCAGGUUGACACCUUCUUGGAGCAGCAUGACGGCCCAGGGAUCCAGCACAUUGGGCUGUACACACAAAACAUUGUUUCUUCUGCACAAGCGAUGGCUGAUGCUGGUGUUCACUUUUUCUCCCCGCCUCAUGCCUACUACACUGGGGUGGGAAAACAGCAGGAGAUAGAGGAGGCAGGACAUAACCCCCAGAUGCUGGCGCAGCAUGGCAUUCUCCUAGACACACAGACAGCAUCCAGUGAAAACAGAGGAUACCUACUCCAAGUGUUCACCAAGCCCAUCUUUGCAGAGGAGACCUUCUUCCUCGAGCUAAUAGAGCGAAGAGGGGCGACAGGUUUUGGUGAGGGGAACAUCAGAGCGCUGUGGAGGUCGGUGCAGGCGCACAUGGAGAAUCAGGUGGGGGGUUCUCAAGUAGAGGGAUCCCCAAAAACUGUGCAAACUGCUGUGUAUUAGUCAAUUCAGAUAUGUUUAACUGGAAAAACAUGUAUAAUGUAUAAAAUAUAAUAUAUUUACUGAAUAGUUUACUAAAAGUGCUUUUUUGUGGUAACAAGUUUGUGAUGAAUCUUAAGUUACAUGUUGCACUGCUUACAAGUACAAAUUACAUAUUGUAUUAAUACUUAUCUUUGGAGAUGACUGAACAGAUGAAGACGUAAAACAGCACUAUUUUUUACUUGAAAUCUUGUGUCAAAGCAACUGACCGACUCCACAGCAUCUGUUCCUCAAUAAAUCUGUUAAAUCUUA